Molecule: messenger RNA, 2687 nt
Organism: Contarinia nasturtii (swede midge)
Lineage: Eukaryota; Metazoa; Arthropoda; Insecta; Diptera; Cecidomyiidae
Product: polycomb protein Su(z)12-like
Exons: 4
Coding region: 51-2012 (653 amino acids)
Cellular component (GO): nucleus; ESC/E(Z) complex
Molecular function (GO): chromatin DNA binding
Source: RefSeq, a predicted model, not a curated record
CAAGCAACAUCAAUAGCCAGAGAAACAGACCACUGUUUGAAGAAAAAAAGAUGGACGUCGACAACGCUGAUGAAGAACAAAAACUAUUCAUACAAGCAUUUGCUGAACCAACCGAAGCAUAUCGAUUUUAUGAGGAACAUCGCAAAAAAAAUCCUCCGUUAUUUCUUCAACGUAGUUUGACCUAUGUCAAUCAGAAAAAAUGCCGGUCAAAAAAACCGCGGCGUCGAUCAAGUGUAAAAUUCAACACAUUACAUGCGAUUGCCGAUAAAUUGGCCGAACAAAAACGAGGCACAAAACAUUACAUGACGCUAACAUUUUCGGGUUUCCAUUGCAAUGAGCUUGCCAAUUUUCGCCAUGCCGAAGUUCUAGUAUUUCACAAAGAAACCAAGAACAAGUUAACAUCUGUGAUAGUAGACAUCAAUCCAAUUGAUAUGCUGAAAGGUUUGUCGACAAUUAGUUUGCCAACUGAAUCGCUGAAAAUAACCACACCAAACGGUGAAUUAUUGAAUAUCACGACGUGUGUUCUGCUGUUUAAAGUGAGAGUUAUUGAUAAACCGCUACAAACUGGCUAUGGGAAUCGUGACGAAAUGCCAAUCGAAAAUUAUGUAUUUGAAUCAGAAUUGGAAUUAUUCGAUAAAAGUCAAAAUGGUUUGAUUGCCAGUGGGCAACAUGAUUUAUCGUUCGCUUAUGAAUCGAAUGGCGGUCUAAUGUCAUUGCCGAAACAAGCCAUGUGGAAAAUCAAACAUUUUGUAAAAAAAUCACUGUCAAUGAACGCAAUUGAAGACGACGAUAUCAACAAAGAGUUUUUAAAACCGGCCAAAAUGAUGUGUAAUUUACAAUGGUCGCGUGAAAUUAGUCUGAACAAUGAGAAUAAAGAGAACGGUGAAUAUGUAAAUGGUUCAAAUGGUGGCGGUGGUAAACGACGUGUAUUAACACGAAGCCGUUCAACUGGAAGUAUUAUGAGUCGUCGAUUUUCGACGUAUAAAUCAAAUGAAAAUAUUCAGUGUCUAGUCUAUCAGUUUAUUCAUAAGAAUUAUCGACAAAAAACGGAGCUAUGGGAUCGAACAAAGUGUCCGUGGUGCUCAUUAAAAACAUCAAAUAUGUACGUUUUACUGAAGCAUUUGACAUUAUGCCAUGGUCGUUUCAAAUUCAAAUAUGUACCGGGCACCGGUGAACUACGAAUCGAUGUGUUUGUAAAUAAACGAGACGAUGAGUUGAAAUUUGAUCCUUUCAGUCGAUUGGGAACGUCAUAUCGUGGUAAAGAGCCACAUAAACGUAAAAUUAUGACAGCCAUACUUGUCAAUCGACCCGAACGCAUUCGACCACGUAUGUCAGAGUUUUUAAACUUUGACACCGUACAAAAGCGAACAUAUUAUCAUUCAUACAGUGGAUUGGCGUUGAAACCAAGCGAAAUUGAUGUCGAUUCAGAAACUGAAACUGAUCCAAUUUGGUUGCAAAAGAACACUGUCAAAAUGAUCAAUGACUUUCUCGAUGUUAACGAUGGCGAGAAAGGCAUUAUGAAAUUAUGGAAUUUAUUUAUUCUGAAACAUACAUUCGUAAGUGAUUCACAAAUACCAGCAGCUGUUAUAACAUUCAUUGAAACGUAUGGCGAAUCAAUAAUAAAAAAUCAUCUUUAUCGCAAUUGCAUCAUACAUUUAUCGAAUUUAUUUGAUUAUGGUUUAAUAUCGGCAAAAGACCACUUGAAAGCCAGUCGCAAGUUACAUGCAGUUCUCAUUCGAAAUCGUACAUUAUGCGAUAUUUUAAAAGAGCAAAUUGAUCAACAAUGCGAACACACACGAUCACAACGGUUGGCAAAUGUUGGAAAACCGCCAAGCAAACAUAAACGGGCGGUGCUACGCGUCGAAUCAACAAUCAAGAAACGGUUACGAUCACAAACAAGAAGUGAACCCAUUCAGAAUAAAAUUAAACGGAUCGAUGUAAUCAAAAGAGAAAUGCCAACAACAUCAACUCCAAGACCCGUUCGUAAAAUGGCACGAAAUAGUAUGUUGUGAUGGCAACGAAAAUUGGAGCGAGCAAGAAAUAAGAGAAUUUCUUGAUAAACAAAACAAAAAUAUCUAGUACAAAACUGAAAUUAGAAUUAGAGUAUAAUGAAGUACGGAACUUAUGGUGGGUCAAUCAAACGCACGCAAUUUACGGCAAACAAAUAAACGAAGUUUGUAGAACGCCAUUUUUACGACUGAUACUUACAUCACCACAAUAAUAACAACACUCUCCAUUUUCACUAAUUAUCAUUGCUUGUUUAGUUCUUCUCUCUCGUUUAUGGUGGCUACGUUAGUUAUUUAUGCGCACGAUUCAUUCGGGUCAGUGACAUGCAUGUCAGGUUUUCUUCUUUAAUUUUUUCUUUUCUCCGCACAUUUGAAUGCAUUUUAUGUGCUUCGUGCACGGUGAAGAUAAUCAUUCUAUUUUCUAUUGUUCUUCGUAAAUUGCUUUGCUCAUGUAUUUUUUUAUUGAAUCGAUGAGAAAACUGUUGUACAAGACAUUCGAUAGUUUAACCACAGGGUUCAUUGCAACUAGACUUUUAAAUGGAACAAAAUUCACCAUAGUUUCGAAAUUCGCAUUGAAAAAGCACUUUUCUAGAUUAGCAUGCACUGAAAAAUUGCAAAUAAUCGAUACCAUUUAAGUGAAGCAGAGUGUAUAGAUAUUCUCGGAAGUCCAAUCGUAAUAGU